Molecule: messenger RNA, 1017 nt
Organism: Mucor mucedo
Lineage: Eukaryota; Fungi; Mucoromycota; Mucoromycetes; Mucorales; Mucoraceae
Product: replication factor C subunit 2
Exons: 4
Coding region: 1-1017 (338 amino acids)
Biological process (GO): DNA-templated DNA replication; DNA repair
Cellular component (GO): nucleus; DNA replication factor C complex
Molecular function (GO): ATP binding; DNA binding; ATP hydrolysis activity
Source: RefSeq, a predicted model, not a curated record
AUGAGUUUCUUUGCACCUCGAUCAGCUACAGCCAAAGUCGUUAAUAACGAAAAAACCGAAUUAUUCAAUAAACGACAACCAUGGGUUGAGAAAUAUCGACCAAAGACCAUGGAUGACAUUGCGUCUCAAGAGCAAGCAGUACUUUUGCCACAUUUACUCUUUUAUGGACCUCCUGGUACGGGUAAAACGUCUUCAAUUUUAGCUUUAGCCAACGAACUGUAUGGACCCGAGUUGAUCAAGUCACGUGUAUUGGAACUGAAUGCUUCCGAUGAACGUGGUAUUCAAAUCGUACGUGAAAAGGUCAAGAAUUUUUCGCGAAAUAUUGUGACAAACAAGGUGGCAGGUUAUCCUUGUCCUCCUUAUAAGAUUGUUAUCUUGGAUGAAGCGGAUUCUAUGACGAAGGAUGCACAAUCUGCAUUACGUCGUACUAUGGAAACCUAUUCAAAGACAACACGUUUCUGUAUCGUAUGUAAUUAUGUCAGUCGUAUCAUUGAGCCCAUUACAUCACGUUGUGCUAAAUUUCGAUUUAAAUCAUUACCUCUUCAAGAUUUAGAGGAUCGUAUCCAGUUGAUUUGUGCCAAGGAAGGUGUGAAUUUAGCUCCAAACACACUCCAGACAUUGAUUGAAUGUUCGGGUGGUGAUCUUCGAAAGGCCAUUACAUUUUUACAGAGUGGAUAUAACCUUCAAGGGAGCGAACCUAUUACACCCAGGAUGAUUGAGGAAAUGGCGGGUGUGAUUCCUCAUGAGAUGAUGCAAGUGUUGAUUGAUUCAUGGUCGGGUAAUAUUCAAACCAUUGAAAAGGAAGUGCAGAAUAUCAUGAACGAAGGUUAUUCAGGCGAGAAUAUCAUUCAACAAAUUCAUAAAGAAAUCAUUCUAGACGAUAACCUAAGUACAUUACAAAAGACAAGGAUUUAUGAAUACAUGUCUGUGGCUGAUAUCGAUCUUGUUCAAGGUGCGGAUGAACAUUUACAGAUUUUGAAUUUAAUGGCUCAUAUUGCCUUUAUUGCUUCAAAUUAA